Messenger RNA from Penicillium griseofulvum, 705 nucleotides. RefSeq lists its product as uncharacterized. The record is from RefSeq and is a predicted model, not a curated record. The coding region runs from base 1 to 705 and encodes 234 amino acids. The transcript has a single exon. Lineage: Eukaryota; Fungi; Ascomycota; Eurotiomycetes; Eurotiales; Aspergillaceae.
AUGGCUUCAACCGAUGUCCCUCUUCAACCCGUCCAACGUUCUACUUCCAAGGAUCAGUCUUUGACUGUCCGCUCAAACCAAAUGGCUUCACCCGACACUCCCCAAUACAGCCAGAUCCCAUCCAAAAACCCUGCCUUUGCAGUCAACUUCACAUGGAAGAAAUGGAGGGCCAUGGUUUCUGACGCCAGCAAUCCCGGAUCAGAACCCUUAUACACUAUCCACUUCCCAAUCAGUUUAGAAACCCACAUCAUUUUCAAAAAGUCUUCCGACGGAGAAGUCAUCGGGAAUGGAAAGCUGAACUUUGUGUCUAUCAAUGCCGAGUACGAACUGCAUGGGCAGAAGGCCCGCCUUCUAGCCCAGAAACGCUGGCGGACGGUAUACACCCACCGCUCCCUCAACUUCUCAGACACCGGAUCCCCAGUCACAAUGACAUGGACUAGCGAUGCCGGGUUCAAGAAUUGGGACUUUGUCUGUGUCGAUGAGCAACAAAUGCCCGUGGCAAAAUUCACUGCCAAUUGCUGGGGUCUCACCAACAUUGGUAAAAUCGAGUUCAGUGGCUCCAAGGCAAAUGACAGAGCUGCGCAAGAGGAGAUUAUUGUUACAGGGAUUACGUUGUUCUACUGCAUGGUGCUUCGCUGUAACAAUCUUUUCAAUCUCUUUGGGGCUAUUUUUGCUCGACCGGGGCAAAAACAACAUAUUAAUUAA